This is a messenger RNA of Zea mays, 1102 nucleotides long. Its product is annotated as CASP-like protein 4B1. The transcript is spliced from 4 exons. The coding region runs from base 1 to 834 and encodes 277 amino acids. The record is from RefSeq and is a predicted model, not a curated record. NCBI's taxonomy places the organism in Eukaryota, Viridiplantae, Streptophyta, Magnoliopsida, Poales, Poaceae.
AUGGCGAUGGUCACCAUUGACAACGCCGCCGCCACCAUAGCCGCCGCAGAGAAGCCGCAGGACGCCGAGAAGCCGGACUACGCCCCCUAUAACGGCACUUCCAGCGCCGCAGAUGGCGGCACGGGCGCCGGCGUCCGCGGCGGCGGCGGUGGCGGCCGCGUCGUGGACUCGGUGGUGGCGCGGUGGCGGCGGGAGGACAUGCUCGACAAGAGCCCCCUCGCGCUGCAUGGCGCGGCCGCCGUCUUCGCCUUAGUCGCUCUCGUUUAUAGAUGUCCAAACAGUGCGGGCCGCCCGUUUGGUCCGUGGCACGGCACGAAUUUAGCCCGGCACGUGGGUCAGCCCGACCCGGCCCGAAGCAUCAACGGGCCGUGCCUGGCCCGACCCUAUUCGUACCGGGCCGAAACGGGUUCGGGCCGGGUGGCCCGUUUGGACAUCUAUACUCUCGUUCUCGUCGCGUCCAACCAGCACGGCGGCUGGAUGCAGUUCGACCGCUACGAGGAGUACAGGUACCUGCUUGCAAUCGUGUCGCUGGGGUUACUCUACUCGCUGGCGCAGGCGGUGCGGCGCGCGUACCGGAUGCGCGGCGGCGCCGACCCCGUCUCCUCAGCAUCUGGGAGGCUUCUCGAUUUCGUCGGUGACCAGGUAGUUGCAUACUUGCUGAUGUCCGCGCUGUCGGCUGCCGUCCCCAUCACUAACCGCAUGAGAUCUGCAGUUGUCAAUAACUUUACAGACGCAACCGCUGCAGCAAUCAGCAUGGCCUUCUUUGCAUUUGUAGCUCUUGCCUUGUCAGCAGUGGUUUCUGGUUACAAGCUCUCCAAACAAACAUACAUGUGAAUCAUCGUUCUAGAAGUAAAACCCAUUAGGUGGAAUAUUCAUUAUGGAUUGCAAUCCAAAGAAGAGAAGCCUCUGAUGCCUCUCUUCAACUUGGAUGUCAUCUGUUAUGUGCUAAGGUGAUUGUUGUUGCUUGCAGUAGGUUCCAUGUGUGUACAUAGAAUUAUGCGUGGCAUUCCUGAAUAUGAUUGUUUUCCUUUCUUAAGUAUUGUUGUCAUGAUGAGAACAUUUAACUUCUAUGAACAUAAGCAGAAGUUGAGUUGUAUGCUUA